GUGCGGAAUAAGACAUUUGGAAAAACUCUCGUGUGCUUAAAAUAAACAUUACACAUAAGUUACGAAAAUAGAAUAAAUUUUCAAAUUAAUAUGGAAUCUGAUAGUUCAUCACGACUCAAUAGAGACACGAAUAGCACACCUGGUGCCGUCCUCUACAAUUCAGUAAUUAUCAUCGUUGACCUCGCAUUUCUGCUUUUCAAAUUUUGGUUCCGCGUUUUUGUUGAACUGUAUUAUGGACUUUUUGGCGCAGAAGAGCGCAACGUCGCUAAUGAUGUUAUUCUAAUAACAGGAACAGGCCAUGGAAUUGGCAAGGAAUUAGCAUUGCAAUAUUCAGCUCUUGGAGCUACUAUUGUCGGAUGGGAUAUUAAUGAAGCGAUGAAUGCUGAUACUAUUAAGCAAAUAAAAUCAAAAGGCGGUAAAGCUUUUGGAUAUACAGUUGAUGUUACGAAUCGCGAGAAAGUUCUCGAAACAGCCAGUAAAGUUCUAACUGAAGUCGGUGACGUGACAAUUUUAAUCAACAAUGCAGGAAUUAUGCCACAACAUGAGAUGCUCAAGCAUUCAGAAAAGGAAAUCCGAAUGGUCUUCGAGAUCAAUACAGUCGCACACUGUUGGAUGUUUCAAGCUUUUUUGCCACGCAUGAUUGAGAAAAAUCGUGGUCAUAUCGUUGCUUUAUCGAGUAUCGCUGGAAUUGUUGGAUUUAAAAAUUUAGUGCCAUAUUGUGGGUCAAAGUUUGCGGUACGAGGAAUGAUGGAAGCUUUGUGUGAAGAAUUAAGAUUGUAUUCGGAUGGAAAUUCUAAAAUUAAAUUCACAACAGUCUACCCAUACAUGGUCGAUACUGGACUUUGUAAACGCGUUAAAAUCCGUUUUGAAAAUUUUUUAAAGCUUUUGAAGCCUUCAGAGGUUGCUGCUGCAAUUGUUUCAGCUCAAAGACGUGGAAUUGUUGAGCUUACUGUACCUAGAUACAUGUUCUUCUUAAACUCAUUUCUCAGGAACUUUCCAACUACUGCUAGUGCAUAUGUUCGAGAUUUCUUCGACAGCGGAAUUGAAUCGGAUAUGUAAAUUUAUUUGUUGUCAUGCUCCAUAUAAGUACUGAAAGAUCUUUAAUUAUUAAUGGUGAUAUUUAAAAAAAAUUAAAUAUCAAUGCAAACAAUUAGAGAAUUUAGAAAAAUUAAUCAUCACAUCUACAAAAUAAAGUUAAGGAGAAUUUAU
Molecule: messenger RNA, 1209 nt
Organism: Chironomus riparius
Lineage: Eukaryota; Metazoa; Arthropoda; Insecta; Diptera; Chironomidae
Source: the annotation of a GenBank genome assembly